Messenger RNA from Cyprinodon variegatus (sheepshead minnow), 4046 nucleotides. RefSeq names its product E3 ubiquitin-protein ligase CBL-like. The record is from RefSeq and is a predicted model, not a curated record. Gene Ontology annotation, biological process: negative regulation of epidermal growth factor-activated receptor activity; cell surface receptor signaling pathway. Gene Ontology annotation, cellular component: plasma membrane; membrane raft. Gene Ontology annotation, molecular function: receptor tyrosine kinase binding; SH3 domain binding; ubiquitin protein ligase activity. The transcript has 15 exons. The coding region runs from base 425 to 3007 and encodes 860 amino acids. NCBI's taxonomy places the organism in Eukaryota, Metazoa, Chordata, Actinopteri, Cyprinodontiformes, Cyprinodontidae.
CUGCUGCUCAGCCCUGUUUGUCGGUGUCUCGGUGGUUUUUAACAGCCAGCUCCGCUGAAAGCCGGCUCAUCUCAGGGAGGUUUCGCCCGCCGUCACCAGGAGGAGUCAGGGUCGCUUUUCUGGGCUUUUCAGGAACAGAAACUCAGCGGCUAUGUCUGCGGCUCAGCCCCGGAGCGGAGGCUUCUUUAAAAGCGGCUAUAGCCAUUAGCUCGCUGCUUCGGGUCCGCUGACUGGUAGCUACAACAGGCUUUUUGUUCUGCUCCCGGACAGCCUCUGCAUGACAAACCGCCCCUACUGUUCCGAGCGGACAGGGCGGUAGCACAGCGGCUGCUUUAUCGGGAUCCCCCCCCCCUUCAUCCCUCCUAGGUUGUGAACCCCUGCCGUGGGGCUAACACCCCCCCUCCCCCGGCCAUCCAGCGAAUCCAUGGCAGGAAAUCCGAGGAGGGGCGCCGGGCUCAUCGGCUUGAUGAAGGACGCCUUUCAGCCCCACCAGCAGCCUCUGCAGCCCCAUCAGCCCGCUGUGGUCGAUAAGAAAAUGGUGGAGAAAUGCUGGAAGCUCAUGGAUAAGGUGGUGCGUCUGUGCCAGAACCCCAAGGUGGCGCUGAAGAACAGCCCGCCCUACAUCCUGGACCUGCUGCCAGACACCUACCAGCACCUACGCACCAUCCUAUCCAGGUACGAGGGCAAGAUAGAGAUCCUCGGGGAGAACGAGUAUUUCCGCGUGGUCAUCGAUAAUCUCACCAACAAGACCAAGCAGACCAUGAGCCUCUUCAAGGAGGCCAAGGAAAGGAUGUAUGAGGAGAACUCUCAGGCCAGGAGGAACCUCACCAAGUUGUCCCUGAUCUUCAGUCACAUGCUGGCCGAGCUAAAAGCCAUCUUCCCUAAUGGCCUGUUUCAGGGAGACAACUUCCGGAUUACCAAAGCCGAUGCUGCCGAAUUUUGGAGAAGGUCAUUUGGAGACAAAACCAUCGUACCCUGGAGGAUGUUCCGUCAGGCUCUCCAUGAGUUUCACCCCAUAAGUUCAGGUUUGGAAGCCAUGGCGCUAAAAUCCACCAUCGACCUCACCUGCAAUGACUACAUCUCCGUUUUUGAGUUCGACAUCUUCACCAGACUCUUUCAGCCGUGGUCGUCUCUUCUGAGGAACUGGAACAGCCUUGCAGUCACACAUCCUGGUUACAUGGCCUUCCUGACCUACGAUGAAGUCAAGGCUCGACUGCAGAGGUUCAUCCACAAACCCGGCAGCUACAUCUUCAGACUGAGCUGUACCCGUCUGGGACAGUGGGCCAUCGGCUAUGUGACGGCCGACGGGAACAUCCUGCAGACCAUUCCCCAUAAUAAGCCGCUCUUUCAAGCCCUCAUCGAUGGCUACAGAGAGGGAUUCUACCUUUUUCCAGAUGGCCGUGCACAAAACCCAGACCUGACAGGGCUGUGUGAGCCUUCUCCUCAGGAUCACAUCAAAGUUACUCAGGAGCAGUACGAGCUGUACUGUGAGAUGGGAUCCACGUUCCAGCUUUGCAAGAUCUGCGCAGAAAACGACAAGGAUGUAAAGAUCGAGCCCUGCAGACACCUGAUGUGCACCUCCUGUCUGACCGCCUGGCAGGAGUCGGAGGGUCAAGGUUGCCCGUUUUGCCGCUGUGAGAUCAAAGGCACGGAGCCCAUCGUGGUGGACCCCUUCCACCCUAAGGCCAGCGGGGCUUCUUUCGCUGGUUUCCAGGGCUCCAGCAGAGCAGAGGCGGCAGGAAACGACGAGGAAGAGGACGAUCGGCUGGAGGAUCAGCAGCUCGUUAUGAGCGGGCUGGCCUUCAGUAAGGUGGAGCGUCCAGCGUCUCCUGUUUCUCAGCUGCCUCCGGUGCCUCCACGCCUGGACCUGCUGCAGCAGAGGGCCUCUGGAUCCCACACCGCUCUGAGUCAGGGGGCAACAGCCAAGGUUGCAGUCAAUCACAGAGACAAGCCUUUACCUCCCCCUCCUGCUGUGAGAGAGCUGCCCCCUCCCCCCCCUCCUGAGCGACCCUGCAUCCCCGUCCAAGACUCCAGACUCCAGAGGAGGCCCCUGCCCUCCACCCCCGACCAGCCUGCCUGGGCAGCCAACUACAUGGUUCCUCGCCCUUCCACCAAGGCCUCCAUCCCUCAGAGCAGCGGCACCAAUGGGGAGGGAAUCCGGCCCCAGGUAGCCAACAACGUCACCUACUCCGUGCCUGUCAGGUCUCAAUCAGUGAUUUCAGCUGGAGAAAAGCUAUCAUCAGACGGUGAGGAGAACGAGUACAUGAGUCCCACCUCCCUCCCAGUCUCUGGUGCCCCCUGGGUCAUUACAGGCUCCUUGGUGCCCCCACCUCCAACCCAGACCAACAGCCACACUGAUGCAAGUGAGGGGGGCGAUGACGACUCUGAUGACCCUCAAGUGUACGAAUCCAUGUUCAACAUCCAGAGUCAGGCCGGCUCCGCUGAUACAGCACAGACCUCUGAACUGGAGCUCCCUCAGCCUCCAGUUGUGGUUUCCCAGGAUAAAAAGGAAGAGCCCAGCGUGGAGGAAAUCUACGAGUUUGACCGCCCUCGGCCCGUUGUCCCCCCCGCCCCGACCAGAAGAAACUUGUCUGAAAUCAGCUGUCCCUCUGGAGCCUUCAACUCGCUUAGCAUGGACGCCUCAGUAGAAGCCGGUACGUUCGCUGAAUCUGAUCGGCCUCCCAGGCCUCUCCCACGGCGAGCCAAUUCUGACCGCCGCCCUCGACCUUUCAAUCGUGACCUUUCAGCCCCGCUGCCUGAACUUCCCGGCCCCUCGUCUGCUUCGCCGCCUCCUCCUCCUCUCCCUCCCCCUCCCCCUCCGGGCGCUGCAGCCGCCGUCGCUGGAAACCAAGCCCUGAACGGUGAGAUCGAAUGCCUGAUAUCCCAAGGCUAUUCCAUCCAGGACAUCCAGAAAGCCCUGAUGAUCGCCCAGAACAACCUGGAGACGGCCAAGAACAUCCUGCGCGAGUUCGUCUCCGUCCCCUCCACGGCUCACAUCGCCACAUAGUCGCUCAGGUCCCGUUCAUCCUCUGUCUCUGCUUCGUGCCAAUAUUGUGGAUAGCAUUUACCGAGCAUCUUCCUGCUGGGCCUAAAGUACUUCCCUCCGCGGGAAAACUCCAGAUCUGAGGAAGAGCAUCCAAAGUCAAUUGUAAUUAACUGUGUCAGGUAUUAUUUGCGUUUCUUAAAAGAAGUCUGGUGUGAAAACUGUUCCAUUUGGGUGUUUGACUGAUGCUAAAGCCUCAACUUUUAUGUCAUGCUGCCGCCAGCUGGAAAUGGAAGGAACUGGAUUCCCCAUCAGCUGAUUGGCUCGUCCCGUUUAGCGUGUAUGAUGUAACAGGAGCUCAGUGUGGCCAAACUCUAACCACGCUCUCUUCAGUGUUUCUCACCCUUCAGUUCGCUGCUUCACUGACUUCUCUGCAAACCUUGGUGUCCAAAUAAAGAAUAUAAGUGAAUAUAAGGCUACGUUCACACUGCAGGCAUUAAUGCUCAGUUCUUUUGCGUGGUCGUUCACGUUUCCCAGUAUAUGCGACUUGUAUGUUAUCUCCUGUGUGAACCGCACAAAUAAAGUGUCCCGCUUACGCAGUAGAGGACGCAGUGAUGUCACAAGUGAGUGCUUGUUCAUAGAAGUAAACAUGGACGAUAGCCCUGCCCUGUUUCUUUCCCAACCUCAGCCAGUCCGUUAACAACACAAUCUUUUCAGGAAGGUUGAAAAUAAAGACUGCUCUCGGCGUUAUUGUUGAAUAUUGAUGGCGUACAGGUCAGAUGUCUGCGACCUGGCCGUUCAUACGCAGAACCACUUCGCCAACUGGCCGGGGUCACAUUGGGAAAAAGCAGAUAUUGUUAUGACUCCCAUAAAAAGAUCAGAUACAUUUAGCAUUAUCUGUAAAGCUAAUAAUAUACUAUAUUUUAAAUCAAUGUAAAUGGAUUAGGACCAAUAAGGUUAAUGGACUGGUUUUCUCAGGAGAUGGACGCAACUCAUGAAGGACGAGACAGAGACUGGGAGUUUGCAGUUGCGAGUGCCUUUUUUUUUUUUUUUUACAGUGACA